Suillus discolor is the source of this 454-nucleotide messenger RNA. RefSeq lists its product as uncharacterized. NCBI's taxonomy places the organism in Eukaryota, Fungi, Basidiomycota, Agaricomycetes, Boletales, Suillaceae. The transcript has a single exon. The record is from RefSeq and is a predicted model, not a curated record. The coding region runs from base 85 to 300 and encodes 71 amino acids.
GCACAUUGUACAAACAGUCUUUUGUCGGUGUAGUUUCCUCACAAGGUCACACCAUAGGCUGAUGCAUAAUUAUACCAGAUAUCAAUGAUAACCAUGAAGCUCUUUCAAGUCAUUUACAUCAUAUUCCUUACUGCUUCCAGUGCUGCUGCCAGUGCCACUAGGGCGAUGGCAGCAUUGCCUCCUCAAAUUACCUGCGCAUUCCCAUGCGUUUCCUCGAAAGAAUCUUUGGACUGCAUGUUAGGGACAUCGCCUUUAUUUACGCAGGAUGGGUGCUGGCAGUGCUGUGGCAAAAUAGGUUGAAUCUCUCUGUCAUUUUUGCUCUCGAUACAUCUAACAUGUAUAUCAUGUACCCUUUUUCAAAAAUAUUGAAUACUUAACAGACAAGAUUCCUCGGUGAAGCACAAACAGAGAUGGACAGCAAGCUCCCUGACCCGCGUCCUUGAUGAAUUGAAUG